AAUGCCAUUUCAACUUCCCGUGGCGGGGGACGACAGCGCCUCUUUUAAACAACAAAGAUGCUGACGGCUCCGUGGACUCCGUCAUGACAACCUCUCACUCACAGCGUGAACCCGCCAGUGGAUCUCAGACCGCGUGCUCUGAUACUCUGAUCGGAAACCUAUCGAUCCUCCCGGAGAGUCUUCACACCUGGGGAUACGAACAUGUCCAUCGUCACAGUUCAGCUCGGCCAGUGCGGCAACCAGGUGGGCUACGAGCUGUUUGACGUCCUCUGCAGCGAUGCUCUGGAGGGACAGAGGAGAGUGUACAGCGCGGCGGGCUGCGAGCGGUUCUUCUACCAGACCACACGUGGAGAGCUUGUAGCCAGGGCGGUGCUGAUUGACAUGGAGCCCAAAGUGAUCAACCAGAGCAUGAGCAGGGCUGCAAAGUCUGGCAUGUGGAGGUAUGGAGAGACCGCACACUUCAGCCAGAAGCAGGGCUCCGGGAACAACUGGGCUAAUGGGUACUGUGUCCACGGGCCUCGUCACAGAGAUGCGGUGGAGGAGCUGGUGAGGCGAGAGGUGGAGCGCUGUGACAGGUUGGCCGGACUCAUGGCCAUGAUGAGUGUGGCGGGGGGGACGGGGUCCGGCGUUGGUACCUACGUGACUCAGUGUCUCCGAGACAUCUACCCCAAGUCCUUCAUCCUCAACCACCUCACCUGGCCGUACGGGACCGGGGAGGUGAUUGUCCAGAACUACAACUCUGUGCUGACGCAGGCUCACCUCUACCAGCUGUCGGACGCCAUCCUGGUGCACGAGAACGACACGGUGCACAGGAUCUGCGGUCAGCUGUUGAACAUCAAACACAUCUCCUUCGGCGACGUCAACAGGGUGAUCGCUCACCAGCUGGGCAGCGUCCUGCAGCCCGCGCUCACCGCCGACUCCCGCGGCCUCUACGGCAGAAAUCCCCUGGGUGAGCUGGUGAGCGCCCUGGCGUGCCACCCGGAGUACAAGCUGCUCAGCGUGUGCACCAUCCCUCAGGUGCCCAGUGUCUCCAUGGCCUACAGCACAUUCAGCUGGCCCAGCAUGCUCAAACACCUGCGGCAGAUGCUCAUCUCCAACACCAAGAUGGAGGAAGGUAUCGACUGGCAGGUGCGUCCACCUGCAGGUUCCGAGCGGACCAGGAGUCUCGCGGGAUCCGGCUUUAACCGCUCCCUAGCCAACCUGCUCGUACUGAGAGGGAAAGACGUUUACAGCGCAGAGACGGGUGGCUUUGAGGACCCGGCCCUGUACACCUCCUGGCUCUCGCCAGAAGAAGCUUUCAACUCGUGGAAAUCCCCAGUGCCUUUUAAUAAGUAUGAAAAAUGUGCCACGCUGGUUAGUAACAGCCAGGCUCUGCUCAGACCUCUGGACAACAUGGUGGGAAAAGCCUGGAAUAUGUUUGCGUCUAGGGCCUACAUCCACCAGUACAUUAAAUUUGGGAUCUCAGAGGAGGACUUUCUAGACAGCUUUACGUGUAUUGAGCAAGUCAUCUCCAGCUACAGUCAACUGCACUAGAAAUGGAGAAAUCUAACAAGCACCACCUGGCCCUUUGGACUGCAGGGCCCACACACAAUAUACCAGUUUGUGCUUGCAGCACUGCUGCUUUUGGUUUUUAACAUGUAAAUAAAAGAAAUAUUUUAUUUGA
This is a messenger RNA of Cyclopterus lumpus (lumpfish), 1663 nucleotides long. It is a transcript of the gene tubd1, whose product is annotated as tubulin, delta 1. Gene Ontology annotation, molecular function: GTP binding; structural constituent of cytoskeleton. The record is from RefSeq and is a predicted model, not a curated record. NCBI's taxonomy places the organism in Eukaryota, Metazoa, Chordata, Actinopteri, Perciformes, Cyclopteridae. Gene Ontology annotation, cellular component: microtubule; cytoplasm. The coding region runs from base 202 to 1533 and encodes 443 amino acids. The transcript is spliced from 8 exons. Gene Ontology annotation, biological process: microtubule cytoskeleton organization; mitotic cell cycle.